Guyanagaster necrorhizus is the source of this 480-nucleotide messenger RNA. RefSeq lists its product as uncharacterized. The record is from RefSeq and is a predicted model, not a curated record. The annotation marks the transcript as partial. Lineage: Eukaryota; Fungi; Basidiomycota; Agaricomycetes; Agaricales; Physalacriaceae. The transcript has a single exon.
GGAUAUGUGGAUGGAACAAUCCUAUGCAUGCCUACUGCCCAAGUGACUACAGGCACAACACUGACUACCACACCACUCCCACUGGACUCCACACCAUCAUAUGAUGAAUGGAAAUUCUGUGACUCUCAUGUAUGCUCACAUAUCAUCCUCAAUGUCUCUGACUCUAUUGGAUUAGGAUUUAAGGUAAUGAAAACAGUGAAGGAGGCAUGGGACUCAAUAAUAGAUACUUACACUGUUCAAAACAAUAUGGCACUAUCUGAAGCUCAACAGAUCCUCCAGAACAUAAAGUAUACAGAGGGCACCAAUAUGAAUGCCCACAUCCAGAACCUCUUCAUGAAGUAUACUGCUGUUGAUAAUUUGUCUGAAACCAGGCAGGAAUUAACAGACAAAGACUUCAGAGGAAUAAUCAUAUGCUCUUUCUCACAAUGGAAACUGACUCUCAAUUGUAUCUUCUCUAUACCAGUGCAAGAUGUCAGUUGA